Molecule: messenger RNA, 1092 nt
Organism: Entamoeba invadens IP1
Lineage: Eukaryota; Evosea; Mastigamoebida; Endamoebidae
Exons: 2
Coding region: 1-1092 (363 amino acids)
Source: RefSeq, a predicted model, not a curated record
AUGAUGCUUCAACUUGCAUUUGCUACUGCAACGGGAUGUUCGAAGUGCAAAGCUGAUCAAACAACAUGUCUUUCAUGCACAUCUGGUUAUUAUUUUAAAAGUGGUUUUUGCACAAGAUGUGCAACUGGCUGUUUAUCUUGCAGCGAUGCUAACACUUGUACUGGUUGUAAUAAUGGGUAUUAUCUAAAGGGCAACACAUGCACGAAAUGUGGAUCUAAUUGUGUUUCAUGUGAUGCCAAAGGUUGUUCAAAAUGUGACCCAAAUUUUGUUGGAUAUAUUUCUUCUGAAGGUGUGUGUACUGCUUGUAACUCUGCGUAUAAUUGUGCCACGUGUAUCAAAGACACAACAGAUACCAAUGGUGUCAAAUGUUUAACAUGUAAUAAACAAACUAAGAACAAAUACAUGAAUGGUAAUAAAUGUGUUGAUUGUGCAACUGGAAAAAUAACAACAGAUAAAAAGUGUGAUUCUUCAGCAAAUGCGUGUGGAAAUGGAUGUGCUGCAUGCGAAGAAGUUGCUGUAAGUACAACAACAAAAUGCACCAAAUGUACAAAAACAACUGAUUACGUUAAUCUUGAUGGAACAUGUGCUGCAACUUGCAAAACUGGUAAAGCUGAUAAAAAAUCAUUGAGGUGUGAAGAAUGCACUAUUGCUGACUGCGAAACUUGUGAAACAGUUGGAAAAGGUGAACAAUGCACUAAAUGUAAAAAUAAAUACAUUGCUGCAGAUAAAUUUACAUGUGGUGAUACAUGCACCACUGGUAAACCAGUUGAAACUCCAGUCAAAAAGUGUGAUACGUGUGCUACUGCCAAUUGCGAUGUUUGUGACAAAGACAACAAGUGCAGUAAAUGCAAGACCAAUUUCUAUCUUAUGGCUGACACUUUGAAGUGUAUUGAUAAGUGUCCAGAAGGAUAUAAAACAGAUAAAAUCAAUGAAAAAUGCAUUAAAUGUAUUAUUGAGGGCUGCGCAACUUGUGAAAAGGUAAAUGAAUGCACUGCAUGUAUGGCUGAAUACAAAUUGGAAGGAGGAAGAUGCAAUGGAGCUGAUACCGUUUUCGCAAUUUUAGCAUUAAUCCUUAUGGCUUUCUUCCUCUAA